Molecule: messenger RNA, 582 nt
Organism: Chenopodium quinoa (quinoa)
Lineage: Eukaryota; Viridiplantae; Streptophyta; Magnoliopsida; Caryophyllales; Amaranthaceae
Product: defensin-like protein
Exons: 2
Coding region: 92-328 (78 amino acids)
Biological process (GO): defense response
Source: RefSeq, a predicted model, not a curated record
UGCUUAGUGCAGUGAUAGUAGUGUGCCACAAAAUCUACCCUCGUUUUUUUAAUUCAAGUGUAGUGAGAGAAAGAAAGAGAGGGAAACUAAAAUGGAGCGGUCCUCACGUGUGUUUUCAGUUGUUCUUCUCAUGCUUGUGCUUGUGAUUUCCACAGAUAUUGGUGCAAAGGUGGCAGAAGCAAGAUACUGCGAGUCAGCAAGUUACAGGUUCAGGGGACUGUGUGUUAGCAGGAGAAACUGUGCUAAUAUUUGCAAAACUGAGGGUUUUCCCGGUGGCCGUUGCCGUGGCUUCCGCCGCCGUUGUUUCUGUUACAAACCUUGCGCCUAAUAAGUAUCGAUCGUGCUCCGGUCCGAUCCGAUCUGAUCUGGUUUCUUUGAGUGCUAGCUAGUUAGCUAUAACUCAUGACAUUGAAGUACUUUGUGUUUAUGCAAUGUGUUCUAAUUGUUGUUUUGAGCAACAUGUAUGAGCUAGUAAUGUUGUUCUUUGUGUGUCAUCUUUUAUAAGAUGCGUAUGUUGUUACCUUCCUAAGCUAAUGUUUCUACAGAGUAAUUAAUAUUACAUCUGUUUUUUUUUUUUGUUUA